This is a messenger RNA of Scophthalmus maximus (turbot), 763 nucleotides long. RefSeq names its product guanylin. The transcript is spliced from 3 exons. Gene Ontology annotation, cellular component: extracellular region. Gene Ontology annotation, molecular function: guanylate cyclase activator activity. NCBI's taxonomy places the organism in Eukaryota, Metazoa, Chordata, Actinopteri, Pleuronectiformes, Scophthalmidae. Bases 93 to 416 code for a protein of 107 amino acids. The record is from RefSeq and is a predicted model, not a curated record.
GUUAAUGAAUCACUCAUCAUCUGUCCACACCUUAUAAGAGGCAGCACAGGUUCACAUCCUGCAGACGACAAGAGGCUUCCCGUCACCUGAAGAUGAGGUCGCUCAGCGUUGUGGUUCUUCUGGUUCUGUGUGUGAGCAGUGGAGCUGUGCAGGUGAAGGUCGGAGACCGGAGUUUCCCCCUGGAGGCCGUGAAGCAGCUGAAGGAGCUGAUGGACCUAGACGACGACAUCAGCCCUCGACUGUCAGAGACCAGUGUCAUGGCUGCUUGUUCCAACCCGCUGCUUCCUCAGGUGUUUCAGACAGUCUGCCGAGGGAAGGGGACGGGCGUCGUCUUCUCCAGACUAGUGUACAUCCUCACGUCUACAGAUCCUUGUGAAAUCUGUUCCAACCCCUCGUGCUUCGGGUGUUUGACCUGAGUCGGAGGCUUCGUCCUCCACAGUCUUCUUCUUCUGCACUGACGUGUCGUGUUCAACAUGCUGGAGUGUAAAGUUAUUAACCAUUAUUAUAUGUUUUGGUGCUGUUCAUACAUACAGAGUACCUUUCCUGUAAAGCGUUUGAAGACUUUACAUUUUUUCUUUUAAUUUAUUUCUUUUGUUACUAAAAUAUAAAUUCUUUGCACCAUUUAAAUCAUUUCUUGUUGAUUCAAAAAUAUAGCUAUGCUGACUACAGUGUGUCACACACACACACACAUACACACACACAAACAGGGAGAGUAAACUGUCUCACAGGUAUUGAAUGAAAAACAAUAAACGAUGAAAUCAAA